Molecule: messenger RNA, 4400 nt
Organism: Paramisgurnus dabryanus
Lineage: Eukaryota; Metazoa; Chordata; Actinopteri; Cypriniformes; Cobitidae
Gene: prkcbb
Product: protein kinase C, beta b
Biological process (GO): protein phosphorylation
Molecular function (GO): zinc ion binding; diacylglycerol-dependent serine/threonine kinase activity; ATP binding
Source: RefSeq, a predicted model, not a curated record
UGCGUAAGGAGGGCACACUUGGGCGGAGCGGGACUCCGAGCGCAGCGCUUGAGAGAGUUCAUCGCAGUCUGAAGCUUUGCAUUACAUGUUCACACUCCUCACAACUCGCUACGGUUAUAGGUUUGCGUAAAUUUUUACCGCGUUGACAAUGGCUGACCCGGCGCAAAACAACAGCGAUGGAGAGGAGGGAAGCGAGCCCAUGAGGGGUUUCGCGCGACAAGGUGCCCUGAGACAGAAAAACGUUCACGAAGUGAAGGAUCACAAGUUUAUCGCUCGUUUCUUCAAGCAACCUACUUUUUGUAGCCACUGCACGGACUUUAUCUGGGGAUUUGGGAAACAAGGAUUCCAGUGUCAAGUCUGUUGCUUUGUGGUACACAAGCGUUGCCAUGAAUUCGUCACCUUCUCCUGCCCUGGAGCAGAUAAGGGUCCUGCGUCAGAUGAUCCACGCAGUAAGCACAGGUUUAGGGUCCACACAUACUCCAGCCCCACCUUCUGUGACCACUGCGGCUCUCUGCUGUACGGACUCAUCCACCAGGGCAUGAGAUGUGACCAUUGCAUGAUGAACAUCCAUAAGCGCUGCGUGGCCAACGUGCCGAGUCUGUGUGGGACUGACCACACUGAGAGGAGGGGCCGCAUCCAAAUUACAGCAGAGAUCAAGAACAACUUGCUUACCGUCAGUGUUAAAGAGGCAAAGAACCUGGUGCCCAUGGACCCUAAUGGCCUAUCUGACCCCUAUGUGAAACUAAAACUCAUCCCUGACCCCAAGAGUGAGAGUAAACAGAAGACCAAGACCAUCAAAUGUUGCCUGAAUCCCACAUGGAACGAGACCUUCAAAUUUAAUCUGAAGGAGUCUGACAAAGACCGCAGGCUGUCUGUGGAGAUCUGGGACUGGGAUUUGACCAGCCGGAACGACUUUAUGGGUUCUCUGUCUUUUGGCAUCUCUGAGCUUCAGAAGCAAGGAGUGAAUGGAUGGUUUAAGCUGCUCAGUCAGGAGGAGGGCGAGUACUUUAACGUUCCUGUCCCACCUGAGGGGGAAGAAGGCAAUGAGGAAUUCAGGCAGAAGUUUGAGAGAGCUAAAAUUGGUCCCAGCAAAACAGACGGCUCAUCCUCCAACAUCACCAAAUUUGACAGCAAUGGCAACCGGGAUCGUAUGAAACUGUCUGACUUCAAUUUUAUCAUGGUGCUGGGCAAGGGUAGCUUCGGAAAGGUGAUGUUGGCCGAGAGGAAGGGAACAGAUGAGCUGUUUGCAAUAAAAAUCCUGAAGAAGGACGUGGUGAUUCAGGAUGAUGAUGUUGAAUGCACUAUGGUGGAGAAGAGAGUGUUGGCCCUGUCAGGAAAACCACCCUUCCUUACUCAACUGCACUCCUGCUUCCAGACCAUGGACCGCUUGUACUUUGUCAUGGAAUACAUCAAUGGUGGAGAUCUCAUGUACCAUAUCCAGCAAGUCGGCAAGUUCAAGGAGCCCCAUGCUGUGGUAAUACAAGAUCCCUCCACUUCACAUCGGAAGUUCUAUGCAGCAGAAAUCGCUAUAGGUCUGUUCUUCCUGCAUUUGAAGGGUAUUAUAUACAGAGAUCUUAAGCUGGAUAAUGUCAUGUUGGACGCAGAGGGUCAUAUCAAAAUCGCUGACUUUGGCAUGUGCAAGGAGAACAUGCUUGAUGGAGUUAUCACAAAGACCUUCUGCGGGACUCCUGACUACAUCGCCCCUGAGAUUAUAGCUUACCAGCCAUAUGGAAAGUCUGUGGACUGGUGGGCCUUUGGAGUUUUACUGUAUGAGAUGCUCGCUGGACAGCCCCCGUUUGAUGGAGAAGAUGAGGAUGAGUUGUUUCAGUCCAUCAUGGAGCACCAUGUGUCCUAUCCCAAAUCCAUGUCAAAAGAGGCCGUGGCCAUCUGCAAAGGGCUGAUGACCAAACACCCAGGCAAGCGUCUGGGCUGCGGUCCUGAGGGAGAGAGAGACAUCAGGGAGCAUGCCUUUUUUCGUUACAUGGACUGGGAGAAGCUGGAGAACAAAGAAGUUCAGCCACCAUUCAAACCAAAAUCUUGUGGCCGGGAUGCAGAGAACUUUGACCGCUUUUUCACUCGCCAUCCUCCGGUUCUCACCCCUCCAGACCAGGAGGUCAUCAUGAACCUCGACCAAGACGAAUUCGAGGGCUUUUCCUUCAUAAACCUCGAAUACCCCAUCAUGGAAGCCCAAAGUUAAGGGCGACCCCCCCCCCCCCAAAACUAACCCAUCCCUCCAUUAAUCCCCCUCCUCCUCAAACUUUAUGUUUAUGUACCAUAUACACCACGAAACUGGUAUGUAUAUGUAUAUAAACAGCCACACAUCAAAACUAAACCAUUUUUAUGCAUGCAUGCAAUAAUGAGAUAUUUGCAUUUCAUAGAUCUUUCAUAACAUUCCAUUGACUUCAUACCGGUUUGAAUCUUAAAAGGCCUUUCUGCCCUUUGGCCGUCUUUAUGUUAUAGUUUUACUCUAUGGCUUUCCUGAAUGCGGUGUGUUGUAUUGCAUAGAUCUCUACUAAGUUACCCUCGGAUUGCGUCUGUUCCAGCACCAUAGGUGAUUAGAUACAGCCAUUUGCACUGAGGUGCAUGACUCGAAGAUGCAUAAUGGCUAGCCGUCGCUCUUCUAACCAGCCUUUGUGAAUGUGAUAUUGUGCUGAUUUUAUAGCUGUUUUUGCCUCUGGCCAUUAUUGCCUGUUUGCAGGUUUUACGAGAACUCGAAGGUUUUUGCAUGAUAGUUUUUUGUCUUGUCUGUAAUCCCGUUUUGGUCACGCUAUUUUAAACCAAGUGACAUUGUACAGACCGAUUAAUAACAGAAAAUGACCAAAGUUUUCAUCUUUUUUUUUUUAAAGCAUGAGUAAACUUUUAUAAUAUGCCUGUAUCCGGCCGUUUGCGUGUGGAUGUAGAUGAACGGAGCUUGUGCCUGAAUGUACUACUGAUCUGCAUCUCUUGCCUGAUCAUCUCACAUCAUUAGCAAAAACUCCCACCUCGGAUCCUAUAUACAGGAAGCAUGUUUCCUGCAAUGGAUUCCCGUCGGCUCCUUGUUUGACUUCUCAUUUAGGCACUUAUUUUUCAAGAGGUAUUGGCAGGCAUGUUAAUUUUCACCUACCUCUUUCUAGAGACUAUUACAGACAUAAGAGUAUGAAAGAACAAGUGCUAAUAUCAGACGUGACCUUCUGCUAACCUGAAGCCAAUAGCAUUUACAACCAGCCAUAUAUUACAGAGAUACUGACCCGUAUGUUGAAUAUGAAUGUUUUAAUGCUUAUCACGAGAAUUCCCACGCCAUGGUCUGGCCAGUAUUAGGUUAUCGGUCUGACACUGAUAUAAAAAUGAAUUGUAGACCCAUCUAUCAGCACCAGUGAGGUUUAAGAUGAGCGGUCACCCGUAGGUAAUAUCUUCAAAUUAUUCCUGUGUUCCUUGAGAUAACUGAAGAAAUUGUGUAUGAGCAAAUUAGUCCAAUAGGGAUCUAUUUAUACUGUAAUCCUUUCACUUGAAUGAUUUAAUAUUAAUAUGUGAAAACAAUGAAGGAUACCACAGCUUUUGUGGAAAAUGCAGUGUUACAUAUAAUAUCAUUUGCAGCAUUGAUUUUUAUAGAGCACACAAGGCAUAGCUUUGUAUUGGGAAUAAAAUAGUUCAUAAGGAACCAUAGGCGUUAUGAAGUUGUUGUGUUAAUGGUUACAACAGAGCUGGUCAGUUCCCAUGAUGUAUUGUGCAUGGUUCUGCCAGCGAGUAACCUGAUGGGAAAAUUCCCAAUGUGGAUAUUGUAUCAAUAAAUGGAAAGGGGAACAGAAGCCACAAAUCCAUCGAAAUAAGUCAGAUUCUCUCAAACAUCAGAGUUUAGCGGUUAUCUGUGCUGUCUGGUGGUCAGUGGUUUUAUUGGAAAAUCAUAUCUUUAUCAUAAUCUCUAUAAAAUGAGGUAUCUCGCAUGAAGAGGUUUCGUAAAUUGUCUUCUUUUUGGUUAAAACAAAACAAAUUUUUUUUGCUAUCAGUACGUUGUGUUUAAAGCUCUUCUUAUUUCUGCCAAAAUAUUGCACGUAGUUCAUUGUAGGGCUUUUCAAGUGUCCUACUAUAAAUAGGUGUACUGUAUAAACCGUGUCAAAUGUUUCAACAUUUUUAUAAUUGUAUGUUGUGGUCAGUAUUGAAGAAUUAAAAUCAGACGGUAAGGUAAAGAGGAAGUUUAAAGUGUUUGUUUUCUAUACCGCUUAUGCAUUCAGAAAUGUGCAAGAUUAAUAAAAAGCUUUGUGCAUGAAUGACUGUGAACUGUGAUUUCAUAGUUCAGCAUAAUAAUAAUAAUAAGUGUUUGUGUGUGCUUUAUUGUAAUACUUCUUAAUUUAAGUGCUUUUCUUGUGCCAAAGUAUUUUCCAAAGAGAAAGAGUAUACACUGCAAUAAAACGAAAACAUCAAUA